Molecule: messenger RNA, 800 nt
Organism: Scleropages formosus (Asian bonytongue)
Lineage: Eukaryota; Metazoa; Chordata; Actinopteri; Osteoglossiformes; Osteoglossidae
Exons: 6
Coding region: 183-800 (205 amino acids)
Biological process (GO): cell-cell adhesion; cell migration
Cellular component (GO): adherens junction; catenin complex
Molecular function (GO): actin filament binding; beta-catenin binding
Source: RefSeq, a predicted model, not a curated record
CGGGGAGAUGAUACAGUAUGUUGGUACAGUGUUACACUCCAACCUGACAUGCCAACGAAGAGAAUUAUACUAAAAAUCACGUCUGCCAGAAGGGCCACGUGUCGUGAUGUGUGAGGCGACACGCUGCGCUACAUGGACAGAAGGUGUUGCAAUUAAUCAUCCAAGUGGGCCUACAAGGAAGGAUGGCAUCCGUUUUCGAACAUACCGUGCAUGAUCUGAUAAAAACAACAUCUAUUGAGAGGGUUGUGGCCCCCAUUGCAACCCGCCUUUGUCAUUUGAUCCUGAUGUGUGAAAAUGGAGAAGCCAUAGAACAUGCUGAUGGGCUGGAAAGAGCAGCAGAGGAUGUAGAAGAAGCUACAAGGAGAAUGGCUGACGUGGCUUCAAGGCUGUCAGUGGAGUCAAAUGAUGAUGUCACAAAGAAAGAGAUGGAACCAGCAGUGGUAUCUCUGAAAGCAUGUGGUCAGCGUGUGCUGCUUGCAGCUCUAAAACUCAGAAUUCAGCCACAUGAAGCUGAGCUCAGGGAAGAACUCAUUGCUUCAACUCAAAAUGUCCUACUAGGAGUGCUCAAGGUUCUGUUAGUGGAGGAUGAUGCUGCUGUGAGAAAGAUAAUCACAGCAGCUCAUUGGCUCAUGGAUUCCCUUUCCCAACUAGAAGCAGCACCCAACAUCCCACUGCUGUUGAACGCUUUUCAAGGGUUCUCUGAUGCCUUGUUGAUGCUGAACGAGUUGGCAUGGAAGCGGGCAAAGGAUCUGCGUGAUACUGGACAGCAAGAGAGUCAACAGUUGCCUUUGAUGAUCUGA